CUCGGUGAAACUUGAAUUGGAGCAAGGGAACUCGGAUAGAGCAAGCGAGAGGAAAUGAAGAGGUACAUAUGAUAGUGUACGAUAAGUACAGUAUGCACAUCAAUGGAUAAGCAGCAAUCCGCUCCAAGUCCUCGUGAUCUAGUGGAUAGGCCGGAUCAAUGAAUCGUGUUUAGGUACUUAGUUAUAUGCAAGUCAAAGUGUUUUGAGCAGAUGGUGGUCAUCGAUUGAACAAGAGGGCAGCAAUGAGAGGUCAAGCUGACUCGUCUAAGCUGAGAGGGGCAGAAGAUCUAGCGAGGAAAGCUACGUACGGUAUUGGUGAUUGAUCAGGUUUGUUUGUUUUCAUGUGGAAGGACCUAGCUAAGCAAAACAUCACCAGAGUGAAUUUGCCAAUGGCAUGAAGAUGAUGUAAAAGGCGGGGAGCAAUAACUAGCAGGUACGAUUCAUGGCAAGAGGGAGCCAACUUUAGGACUCAUCUCUCUAAAGCAUCUACAGAUACCACAGCAGCUGAUGAUAGAUAACAACUGAUUCAUGGCAAAUGCUUAGGUGGUCCGACUUGUGCUCUCUCAUUCCUAUACCUCAGUACAAUCAUGCUCUAAAUUCUUCUCAUCACUACCCUUGUCGGUACUUGUGUUCCAAGCAGAGGCUGGGCGGUCUUGGCUGUCGACUAACACUCAGCAGCCGCUAGAUUAACUCUGAAAGGAGUAGCGGAUGCUAUUUUGGCGGCUUUUGAAGGAAUUGCAUGAAACAAACAGCAUGGAUGACAUUGUCUUUGUGUCACGAGCUCAAUAUGCUGUUCGUGUCUACGUCAAGGAUUACAAGAUACUGACAAAAGAACAGAAUUCCAUUUGAGCUUUGAUACUUGGCAAUCAUCACAGCUGAAGAUGGAGCAACAUGGGCUCUCCGGAUCUUCACUCCGCUAGGAGCCGUCGAUGAUCGUCGGUAUAGCUUCGUGUAUGUCCUCUCCUCGCAUUGGCGUUGGCAUUGGCUUGGACGUUAGAUGUCGAAUCUCAUCUUACCUCAGGACACCUCAACCAAUGCAUGAGGUCAAGUUCGUGCCCUUCUGCAAUGACCACUUCCUUGGAUUGGCCAAUCUCAGUAACGAGAGGGUGUGUAUAACCACGAGUUGAUGGCUUUGCCGUUCCUCUCAGUAUGCCACGGGGACACUUUCUCGGUGCUCAGCUCCUCUUUCGUCUGUGAUCUUCUGCAACGCGACUGUUCGCCACACUUGUCGUCGCCGUUGCAGCCACAAAUUGACUCGGCUCAACUUUGGAAAGUUCCCUCCCAUUGACAAGAUCGAGUCAAACGCCUUUUCCGUCUCCUCGCGGGAUAUCAUUGAAUAGUAGCCAUGGAGCCAAGCAGCCAUCGGCACAUGUCAGAAACUCUCGUUCUCGUCGCUUAUUCUCUUCGGCUUCUUUCUCCUCCCGCGGCCGUGAUGAAUCGCGAUAGCUGGUCUCGUGGUUCACGACACCCGCCACACGAUUGAGUGCAGUACUAUCAACAGAUAUUGGGUUGGACGCUAGUUCGACACAGGGGACAUUGUUUCGCCCUGUCCGAAGAUCUCGUUCGCCGCCAUGCGAUCGAGGCUGUCACGCCAAAAUCCCCCGCCCCUUGCUAUUAGGUGACGACUGCAGCUGUUCAGUCAUGUCUCACAACCGUCCGGCGCAUGCAGAGAGUCUCGAGACGACAGUGCUUGCUCCCUCCCUCUUCCGCCCCCUUUAGCUCAGGCGCUUGACUUGGACAAAGCAAUGCUGCGAAACUACCUUAUACAGCCCAGUGCUGUAGCUGCGAAUUGAUUUGCUGUGCGUAGCACGUUGCAGAGGCUGGGUUAGCAGACGACAUCAGGUAUUCUGUACUUGAGCCUUUUUGCCAAGCCUCUCUCGUCCGUUUUCCAAGUACCGGUACCUAUGUACCUCGCAUCAGGACCCAUGCGACUUGCGCCUGUCUACGCCGUCCCUGCGUGCUUCUUCGUAUUUUCUUUUCAAAGUACGAAGUCACUCUCUUAAAGCCCGACACUUGAUUUCUCGUUGCCUUCGGGGCCUUCGUAUCCGCCAGCCGAUGCUUAGAAAGUGCUGACUGAAUCUUAGCACCUCGCUUGUUGUCAGCCGUUGGAUCUUAUACGGGCUUUUGGAAUGUGAUGAUCGAUACAUCCCCUGUCUAUCACCAAGAGCUUAACGAAGCCACAAGGCUAUCAAGUAGUUAGGAUAGCCGCAAAGGCCAGCUUUUUUUGACAUGACAGGGUAACAAAUACGGCCAGUUACCAUAUUUUGAUCCCUAGGCAGUCUUUCUGCUUCUUUCUUUCAAUCUUUGAGUCCCCAGAGGCACUGUUUACAAUCCUGGACUUCUAUCAAGAACAUGGCAUGCAUGGGUAGGGUUAUUUCCGAACCAAGUUUUCGUCUCCUCCUACCGUCGAUCCAACCUCGACAUGGAAAUGAGCGUCAUAAUUACACGAGCAGUUCAGGUCAACCAUUACCGAAUUGAAGCUCUAUGUCGAUCAAUUGCAUUUCAGGAUUUCUUUCAAUCACACAAGCAGACAGGUCAGGCCGGUUCAGCUUAGCCUUCAUAAAAGUUGAAGUUACAUAUUCGACGUCACACAAUCAACUUGUCAUACAUCACUGUGGCAUGGUCGGCAAGUUUGUCCAGUCUAUCGCGGAACAUGCCUUGGUACGUAUACUGUACUAUAGCACUCCCGCAGCACGACCGUUGCAACGUGGAGCUUGGGCCUGAUGAACGUUGCGAAUCAGGGACCAGAGGGUUCUUUUUGACUUCACCCGAGCUUCAGAUUGGCCAAUGAAUUUACAGUUGGGUCAGUGAUCCUGAAUCGUGUGGCAUCUCUACAUCCUAACAGCUGAGAAACCACAUGAAGAUCCCAGAGAGAUCGUCUUUCAAGCUUGCGACAUCCCAACAGUCCCAUCUUGCAAUGUUAACGACACUCUCUAUUAUGCAGCAGAGGAUGGGAUCCUUGUCUAACAGUGGUGAAUCUUAGCGCUCCCGGCGCCCGCCACGGAAACAAAGGGCGGCCCAUCCCUCCGUAAACUUAGCAAGUUACUCGGGGUUUCCUUGUCCAAGAAAGUUUUCCGCAAGGCACCAUGCAUGUCAAGUCAUGCAUGAAGAGGAUUUUUGAAGGCUUCUUUUUGGUCGUCGCCAAUAGCCGGGGGAUGUGUGUGUCGCACAACAAGAUAUAUGUCGCUUCCCGUUGCCUAUUCCAAUAGGUUUCUGGCCAAUUUCCGAGCCAAGGACUAUUUGCGGUCAAUACCAGCGAGUCAAUCAGUUCUUGAAUCAGUAAAUGGGUUUGAUCUCUUCGGCAGAAGCGAAGAUUAGGUUUGCUUCUUUGUCAGAGUCGAUCGGGGCAGAUUUGUCCCAGCGUUUCGAUGCCCCUGAGGCCUUGUUUCAUUGGGGAGUAUUGGUUCUGGGGACUAGGCUUUGAGCCAAUCGAUCUCAUGUUUCAAUGGCGUAGAGCUUUUGCUUUUUUACUCAGACUUCGGGCUUUCUUACCCCCUGGACAAGCAGACAGGCUAGAGGAAGAGGAUGGUGGUUUCGUUUCAGGGGCGCCACUUUGAUUGAUCAAAAAGCAAUGAAACGUCCUGGGGCUGGCUCGGGCGUGCUGGCGUACCGCCACGUGGAUAAGAUACUGUACGCAGAAGUUGUGGUUGGAGCUGGCAACGUGGGACGAAGACUUCUGAGAAACUGGCUUACAAACACGUUCCCUUGGAAGAGUUUUGACCAACAGCCAACAACCCAAGUUGGGUUUCUUUCAGUGAGUCGCUGUAUAAGUUAGUAUCAGCUAUACUGAGCGACUGUUCACUGCGUGCCACAGAGACUAGAUGACACAGCAAUUUGCUUCAAUGUGCUUGCAUCUGCUGCAUUACCAAGCCACGCGAGUUGAGUGAUUAAUUCACAGGUUGCAAAUGCACAGAGACGAGUUGACGGCUGCAAGUGAGACGAACAAGUGCAGAAUAGUCAAGGAUCACCAGUCAAUUCUCGCCAAUGAUAUGCUGGUGACCAUCUAGACUAUAUUUAGUGAUACGAGCGAACGUCACUGAUAGCAGUUUUGUGGAACAUGUCAGUGCUUCUCCCUGCAGCAUUCUUUGGGUUUUGAAAGGGUUAUUUCGAGAUCAGAUGAUGGCUCAAAGCUCAGAGUUAUCAUUCAUAGUAUCAGAAACUCAACAUGGCAUCUCUUGAGUACCUCCUGAGUUGUCUGGAUUAUCAUAUAUCGAUCAAGAUCAGUUGCAGGGUUUAGAGAUAAAACUUUCCCAUAAUUAGGGACGAAAUUAAACAUGACCAAUAGCAAAGACAUCGUUUAUCAAAGACAUCUAUCGCAUUUGUCUGAAGCCACUGUUUAAGAUCUGCACAAAUCUCCAUUUCUUGAAACAAUACUGACACGACUGAGUUGGGCUGCCAUAUGCCAUCACGUGAUGCCACUUCUCUAUGUUUCCACGGCAACACGUAAUAUGGUGUUUAUCCUUUUCAGUAAUCGCGACAAACUAAUUAAGCCGAAAGCGCAGCCAAAGAAGAGAUUACGAUUUUGACAAGAUAAAACACAACCGCAACCAUGGCGUACAAUCCGCGAAUGAGCAUUAUUCCAACCUCGCAGCAACAAUCGCGGACUCGAAAAAAGGAGGAAGAGGCAGAUGCUUUUAUGCGUCUCCCUGACCGCGAAAUCGUUGGCUGCAUCACCGACAUCGGCAUCAACUUCACCGUCGCAGAUCUUCAAAAGCCAAAUGCAGCACAUGUUCAGCAAAUCUUUGAGUGGUUCGCCGAACUCCUUCUCAAUGCGACGCGUGAGACUGUUGAGCCGGCCAUGCGAGCUGCCGCCGAGGAUAUUGUGGGAGAAUACUCGGAUGUCAUCCCUCCGGACACUCGCAACCUGAUGGGCUUUUAUGUGUCGCUGCGCAGGCUGUUGUUUGAGUGCGGCAUCACCGAUUUCAGCUUCAACGACUUGUAUAAGCCGACAUAUGAUCGCCUCGUGAAGAUUUUCAGUUACCUAAUCAAUUUUGUUCGAUUCCGCGAGUCACAAACGGCUGUUAUCGACCAGUACUAUAACAAGGCAGAGUCGACAAAGACACGCAUUGAGACGCUCUAUGCCGAGAACCAGGAGAAUGAGGGUCGUCUGGAAGAUAUGAAACACAACCGCAAAGCCAUGGAGGCGCAAGUCCGAGAAAAGACAAUGAGGAACGAGGAGCUCAAGAAGAGACUGCUAGAGCUUCGACGGAACCAGGAAAGGGUUGCUGCACGGCUGGAAGAGGCCAAGCAGAAGAAGGGCGAGCUCACUGCAGUGUUGGAACAAAAGACCCACGAAAAGGUUACCUUGAAACAGGAAAGCACAAAGCUGCGACCUUAUGUGCUCCAGAGCGCCUCAGAUCUUCAGGAGAACUUGGCCGAGCUGCGUGAAAUUCUCAACAACGAUAAAUCACACAUCGACGCAUUGGACCGAAGAGCACGAGCCCUGCAGACCUCAACGGAUUCAUUCUCAGUCGUCUCAACAGAUGUUGCAUCAUGCAUAAAGAUCCUCGACGAGAUCGCUGCAGAGCUGGCCAAGGAAGAGGAAGAACUAGCACGUAAUGCAAAGCAGCGUGAUGCCCUCUCAGAGCGCGGUAACAACGCGCGUGAAGUCGAGCGCACCGAGACUAUGCUGAAACGUCAGUUGAACAAGUGGACAGAGAGGACAGAGAAACUCCGCGAGCAGAGCAACCAGAAGGCGAGGGAGGCGAAGGAGAAGAUGCAUGAGCUCCGGGCAGUGCACAAGCAGCUCACUGAGGAACAGACUGAGAAGGGCAAGGAGAUGGAGGUUCGACGUGUCAGAAUCGAGCAGACUGAGAAAAAGAUGCUUGACUUGAAGGAGAAUAUUGAGAAUGAGGUUCAUAGUGCGCAUGAAGAGUACCGAAAGAUGGAGGCACACAUCAAGCUGUACAUUGCUGAGAUGGAGCAGGCUAUUGCUUAAGUCUGUCUAACGGUGGUUUCCGUGUUUGUCAUGCUUUAUGUUAUGGUUGGCGGCAAUAUUUGGGAUACCUUAGAUACCAUGGGUUGGCGUUGAAGGCUGUAAUGAUGAUAUGUUAAUGUUGACGCCUAUUAUGUCUCUUUUGAUCAUGGUAAUCAAGAUUUGAUAUUCAUUGACUAUUUCACACAUUGUCCGAGUGUAUUGUGCACUUGGUAAUAGGGAAACUCGUCACAGUUUCUAAUGGGAGAGCACCAACCAGUUCAACCUUCUUGUUCACGAGUAUCGAAUUCGAACCAUCGACUCAAGACUUGCUUGAGACUGACUGUCCGUCCACUCCAUGACCCAUCGUCUCUUCUCGAUGUGCCAUUCAACAGAGGCAUCAUCUCUCCUCCAAGGUGAUCCAGGGUAUCGUGUCCUCCUAUCCCUUUUGGCUCAAUGAUGGCAGCUCUAAACUCGUUUCGCGAGGCAGCAUCGACUAGGAGAGCAGCUGAGUUACCGAUGCCUUGCGCAGACCAUUCACUUGCGUCCCUGUGAAGAGCCAGAAGACCGUAGACCAGAAGCAGUGAUGGUCGAGAAGUGGGCGUAUAGUUUGGUGGUGCUGGUAUGAGUGAGUCCUUUGGUGUAAAGACAGAGAGAAAGGCGCGUAGAUGUGUGACAGUUGGCGCAAAUAGAAAUCUAAUGUGGCGGGAUAUGGCUAUUUGAUACAGGGGUGCUUUUAGGAGCUGAUGAGAAGGUUGUGUUUCUGAGCUUCCUGAGUCUUCGAGUUGUAGUUGUUCUUCUUGAAGGGUGAGAUGGUGUGUUAUGUCCUCGAUGAGUGAGCUCUGAAACUCUUCUUUUGAUGAGCCGAUUAUUAUUGUCGAAGGAUAUCUAUGGUACGAUAUGAUAUACGAUAGAAGCUCGGAAGGAGUUUUUGGCGAGACGACGAUGGGUUGAGAGGAUUCCAUAAUGUGAUGUUGCCAUUGAGUUUAUCCAGGGUAGCUCAUAUCAAGAAGGUUAAGCAAAGAGAGUUGAGUUUCGAGUUUGAUAUCGCAUGUUUAAACCCUAAUGACAUAUUUUGUGGAAUGACUGUCAUAAUGGCAUUUUAGGAAACUCGAAUGCUGUUCUCAAUCUUCAGGUCAAUAUAUUGAUACAAGGUUGAAG
Fusarium odoratissimum NRRL 54006 is the source of this 7075-nucleotide messenger RNA. Its product is annotated as kinetochore protein NUF2. The transcript has 2 exons. Gene Ontology annotation, molecular function: protein-containing complex binding. Gene Ontology annotation, cellular component: Ndc80 complex; kinetochore. Bases 4550 to 5938 code for a protein of 462 amino acids. Lineage: Eukaryota; Fungi; Ascomycota; Sordariomycetes; Hypocreales; Nectriaceae. Gene Ontology annotation, biological process: mitotic spindle organization; attachment of mitotic spindle microtubules to kinetochore; kinetochore organization. The record is from RefSeq and is a predicted model, not a curated record.